Molecule: messenger RNA, 6470 nt
Organism: Coregonus sp. 'balchen'
Lineage: Eukaryota; Metazoa; Chordata; Actinopteri; Salmoniformes; Salmonidae
Source: the annotation of a GenBank genome assembly
AUGGUUGACACUUUCGCUGAAGGUUACCAGGGGAGGCAAAGUGGCCAUGUGAGGGGGGUGGUAAAAAUAGCCCUUCUGCUCAUGCUGCAGGGAGGCUCUCUUAUAAGAUAUCAAAACAACUCCACUGAACAGCUGGGAGGCAGAAAGUAGGCACGAGACCAUAACAUAAAGGGAGAGGGAAGCAGAAAGAGUGGUGACAGAGAGAGACAAACACCAAAACGAGACAGUCUACCAGACCUGAGAAACGACCCUUACUCAGUUUCCUACACACCACAGUCCUAUCCUGAGCGAGAAGCAAGCCAGUCAUUCAUUCAUUCAACAUGUCGGGAGGAGGCAGUUUCAUCUUCACCCCCACGGCCUUGCGUUCCCUCCAGUUGGAUGAGGACAUGCUGGAGUGACACAAGUACAAGAAGCAGCUGGCCAGCCACCAACUCAACUGUUACAUGCUGAAAAAAAGAGGCCAGGGACAGGGUAGGUCCUGCACCUACGUUAGACCCCCAGCUGAAUGCUCUCUACUCUGGGGAUGGGGACGCUGUGCAACACUUCUUCCUCAGGGACGUCACGUUAAAUCUGAUCAUCGAGCCCCAUGGAGGGGACAUGCACGGGCUGGCCAGGGGAGAAGGUAAGCAACAUGGUCUUAUUCAAAUAUGGCAAAAAUAUUUACAUUGAACCUUAUCGUUAACGCACCGAAGCUAAUAUAAGUUAUGUCACAUACAGUGACAUGUUACUUAUAUGUCAUUAUAAUGACGAAUGUCUGAGGUAAUUGCAGAGAUUGACAUCUGUAAUCAGCAGUAAUGGAACUGGCAUCAUGAUAAUUGGUCUCCAUGCUCUAGACUUGAGACAGUGAUUGUUGAGGGGUUUUCUUUGUCUCUAUCACAAUGAAUACAAAACCCUUUUGUGUGUGAAUUAAUUACUAAUUUUACAAUGGAGUGCAUUUGUUCAAUAAGUUUUAGGUAAUUACAUUGUAGUCUGAACAUUGCACCAAUACCAAAAGCCCAUAAGCCAUGGAUGUAGCCCUUGGCCUUCUUGUAUUGAUUAUAAGCCCAUGAUCAAAUGCAACUAACCAUGGCAGUAUCAAAUUACAAUUUAUAGGCAUUAUUUAUAUACUGAACAAAAAUAUAAACGCAACAUGUAAAGUGUUUAAAUAAAAGAUAUGCACAAAAAGCUUAUUUCUCUCAGAUUUGGUGCACACAUUUGUUUACAUCUCUGUUAGUGAGCAAAUGGGUGCUGAGGAGUAUUUGUCUGUAAUAAAGCCCUUUUGUGAGGAAAAACUCAUUCUGAUUGGCUGGUCCUGGCUCCCGAGUGGCACAGUGGUCUAAGGCACUGCAUCGCAGUGCUAGCUGUGCCACUAGAGAUCCUGGUUCGAAUCCAGGCUCUGUCGUAGCCGGCCGCGACUGGGAGACCCAUGGGGCGGCGCACAAUUGGCCCAGCGUCGUCCAGGGUAGGGGAGGGAAUGGCCGGCAGGGAUGUAGCUCAGUUGGUAGAGCAUGGCGUUUGCAACGCCAGGGUUGUGGGUUCGAUUCCCACGGGGGGUAUGAAAAAAAAAUAAUAAUGUAUGCACUCACUAAAACUGUAAGUCGCUCUGGAUAAGAGCGUCUGCUAAAUGACUAAAAUGUAAAUGUAAAAUGUAGGCCUAUGCCUUCCCAGGCCCACCCAUGGCUGUGCCCCUGCUCAGUCAUGUGAAAUCCAUAGAUUAGGGCCUAAGGAAUGUAUUUCUAUUGACUGAUUUCCUUACAUGAACUGUAACUCAGUAAAAUCUUUCAAAUUAUUACAUUUAUAUUUUUGUUCAGUGUAGAUGCAGUCCACCACUUGGUUCAGAAACGUUCCAGCAGGAAGCCAACUUAUUAGUUGUGUUAGGUUUUCCAUUCAAACACCUGUCUAAUGUUAUUCUCUUAUGGCUAGGUUGUCAUUCAAAAACGUGUUCUUGUCUGUAAGCAGUCCAAUUGUCCAGUCCAGGGGGUUUGGUAACAUAAAAGUGAGUGAGCGUGUUUACAUGUGACCAGUGGCGAUUUUAGCAUGUCAAUCUUGGUGGGGCAAACUCCCAAAAAAUUUUUUAGAUGCAUGCCAGCAAAGCCACAACAUAACACUAAACAAUACAUUAAUUGCACUAUAACGGUGACAAACGGUGCCCACAAACUGUUAGGGCUUACAUAAAGCUGACCCAACAGCAGAGCUUUCUUUUCAGUGAAUCCUUACCACUGCUUCACCUGGCUAUCAGCAGAGCCUUGUCUGGCAGCGAAACAGUUCAUUCAGUCUCAUGUACUGCCUUUUAAAAAAAACAUAGCUGAUAUGGCUGACUUGCUUAAACAAAUGUGGUUUCUACUGUCAAUUGAAAUGUACAAACUAUGGCAUAAGGGGAAGACGAGCGGGUAAGAGGCAAUCUGUAAUUUCGAUUUAAGACAUGAAUGAGUGCGCUAGGACGGACGUAGUCAAUAGAACUAUUUGUUCAGCACUUUUGAAAUGUAUAGCGACAGAAUUCAGAACAUGGGCCGUUCUUAGUGUUGUCCCUGUACACCAAGUCAGAACCGUAGGAUAAAUAAAGGGCACAUAAGCAGACAAUGAAAGCUCUUACAAUAUUCGAUGAUGACAUUUCUCUAAAACAGGCUAUAGGCUACAUGUGCACCACCAACCGCUAACAGCUUACUACACAACAUACACUUAGUAUUACUUUCUUGGCUACAGUAUAAAUCUCCCUGGCAUAUUAUAUAAUUUAUGCAGCAGCAUACAGUACGUUUGGACUCACGUUGUGCUGUGCUCACUUGAACAGGAAGGUGGGGCGGCGGUUCUUCAUGGGCAAAUUUUGUCAUCAAACUUUCAUCAAAGUCUGGAUUUAUGAUGCUUUCAAGACAACUGGGAACUCUGGAAAAAAACAAUUCGAAUCAUGAUACGUCAGUGAUCUUCAGGUCGGAGCUCUAGAAAGAGGCCAGAGUUCCCAACUUGCAAUUCAGAGUUGGAUGACUGUUCAAAACGUAUUUUCCCAGUCUGAGCUUAUUUCUUUCCGAGUUUCCAGUUGUCUUGAACUCACUGAAGUCUGAGAUUUCCGAGUUUCCAGUUGUUUUGAGCGAGGCAGAAGUCAUGCUGGAUUGACAGCAUGGCCAAUGUUGAAUGUUUAUCCUUUUAAGCUUGGAAAAGAGACCUUUAAACCCAGACUUAGGACCACACACCCACUCCACUGAAUAGCAGGCUAGUGAUUUGCUUUGCAAUGCUUGCAGUUAGCCUCUGAUUUCUUCCAAACCACUCAUUGUUGAAUUUGCGAUUUCCAACUUGUUGUGUAUUGUUUAUGUCCAAUGGCCAAUGAGCACCGACACGUUUUAUCUAUAAUUUCUCUUCAUUAUUUCUCUUCAUAUGACAAGGAUUGAAAAGGAUUUGCCAGUAUAUUGAUGACUUGAUUCAUGAUGACUGCUAGCUUGCUAGUUAAUAUUUUGAAAGUAUGAUGUUGACAUGAUCAGUCCAAUCAAAGCUACUGUAGAUAUGUGAUUUGAUGUCAUUUUAUCUGUGGCCAAUGACCUUGAGCCUUCUUGGAUGGGCACUUCUAAUGUAACUCUAUGGCAGCACCCAAGGGGCUUGAAUUUUCGAGCUCUACCCUUACAUUUUGCAGUGAUGUAGUGUCCCCAUGAGUGACAGGACACUGAGCCAAUCACGGCGCAACUAGAGAACAUUACCAACCCCUACGCUCCUUAUUUUCUGCUGGCUGCCCCACCACCACAGAAAGCACUGAGCUAGGCUAAAACACAACACAACACCUACAUUUUGGAUCUGCCUUACUCAAGAAAGCAAAAAAGAAACCACGUUUGUAUGCGGCAUUAUUAACUCAAUGAUUUAUUUAUUUUUUUACAUUGUUUGAAAACUGAAAUGUGCCAAAAUAACAUGCAAAACCGGUGGGGCUCAAAACCAGUGCGGCAGAGCCUGAAUGACGGGUCGCCACUGCAUGUGACACAGAAGUAAUUUUGCUGCUGCGCCAGGCUUUUCUGGGCCAUACAAAAUAUGACAUAACGUUACCGUUGUGCCUCCCUGAAAUAGCAUCCUGUGGACAAACAGGCUUCAGAACAGCACAGCAUUUACCUCAGGAGAAAGAAACCGCCAUUACUCGAACAUGGAAACAACAAACAAAACCCAAAACUAACAAGUCGGUUGUUACUCUUCUUACAACUUGAGAGACUGCAACGAUGUGAUCGCCACAGCCCAGGCUACAGGUUAUCCAGUUAAAUCUAAUCCAAAAUGUAAUCUACGUAAUCCCCAAAAGUAAUUAUUUAUCACGAGAGGGCCAUAAACAAUAACUAGUAAUGCUACAUACUCAAAGGUUGAAAUCUCUCCUUUCUGGUAACAUUUUUUAUAAAUUGCUGAGGUGUAGUUACUUUUGAGGACACAAGCUCAAGUGCACAGUACAUGAUAAAAUAUUUCAUAUUUUUAUUAUAUUUGUAUUUCUUAUUCAACAAAACUGUAUGAAUAAGGCUUGAAAUGACUUGUGCUUUCUAAAUAUAGCAUAAUGAAAUUAUAAAAUGACAAACUAUACGAUUUCACUUUCCUUAUAACUGUGAAAUACAUAUUUGCAUGUUUAGUGUUAGAACGUUUGCAUAUUUUCUAAAGGUGUCUCUUGAUCAAAACGUUUGACUCCAUGGCUGUGAAUGUCUCACAGAGCUCUAGUUUGCCUUCCUGAACUCGUUAGGAACUCUCCUUCCAUCUCAUAUUAAUAUUGUCCGUCUAUGACAAAGAAGUGUUUAUUGUUUAACAUCUAUGAAUUAUUUUAGAUGAAUGGCUAUAAAUCGAUCUCUGAAUGUGCUACCUUAAUCAAACCACUCUCCUGCUGCGCUACUAUGUAACGAUUGCAGGCGUGAGCUUUGUCCACGGCUGUGAUGUAGAGUUAAGUCAAGAGUUGGACAGUCGGAAGAGCGAAUGAAAUGGUAGGAGGGACAUCCCCGCUUCAAAUCGUUUCAGAUUUAACAUCCAAAGGCUUAAAAAAAAACAAUACUACUGUGUCAGUGGCAACCAGGGCUAUCGCUCAAUGCAAGCCAUUUCGAUCUAAGGUAUCCACGGGUCGAUUUAUAAGCGAAAAUGUCGGUCGGAACCGAUAUCUGAGGUUAUGUUCUGUAACUGUCUGCUUGUGGGGGUAGCGGAUUAAACUCAACUCCACGAUUUACGAUGGAGUUGUGUGGGCGGACUGGCGCUCCGACGUUACAUUUAAAUUACGUUUUUAUAAAAAACUACUGACAUUGUUCUGUGUAAUUGCGGGCUAUACUUUGGAGUUUAGUACGAUACUUGUGGGAAAUGACCUGACCCUUAUUAGCAUCAUAGACGAGCCAGAGUGUGUACUAAACCAGGAACAUCCAGGAGUGGAAUAACUUCAGGCACCAUUAUAGAACCCUGAGUAGGUUGAUGCCUUUGUUUGAAAUGACCUGUUCACAGGGGUCAUGUUCAUUUAGUCACCAAAAGGAACAAAACAGACAAACAGAAAGGGUCUCCCUGGACUUUUCCAAUAAACGUUUGUUUUCCUUUUCCAUUACAAUACGUUUUUAAAACAUUUUCAGUUGCAUGCCCUAAUAGACACGACCCUGUUGCUUCCCUGCCGGACUGUGGUCUCUGACCUAUGAGCAGCAGCUGACCACCCUGCUCCACAUAACAGCAGGCCGAUCUUCGUUGACUGCCUGAGGAACCUGCUUCAGCAUGGGGCCAACGUAGACCUGGCUCCCGGGGUCACCACUGCCCUCCACAAGGCCUGCCAGAACUGCCAGACCCAGUGUGUAAAGCUGCUGCUGUCGUCCCAUGGCGCCAACUCAAACACUGUCAGUGAAGACUGGCCCGUGCCCCUGCACGUGUGCACCAGUCCUGAGCCCCUAGAGUGAGUACAGUACCAACCAAUAUUAUUGCUCUGAGACUUGGCAGUAGACUCCACCAUAGGAAGGUUAGGGUUGAACCGUGAUGUGGAGAUGAAGUUAGGGUUGUGGUUGUGAUUGAGGCUAGGGUUAGGGAUGAACUGGGAUGUGGACACGAAGCGAGGGUUAGGAAACCAGAAUUGCAGGACAUUCUAUUUCCCUUUGGCCCCCCUCUAAUUGGAUCAACAGGUGUGCCAAACACUUGCUCCAGUUUGGCGCUGCGAUCAACGGGCAGAGCCUCGAUGAGGACGACACACCAUUACACACGGCGGCAAGGAACGGGCUCCUGGGUCACAUAGAGCUGUACCUGCGCUACAGCGCCGCUGUGGAGAUGCAAAAUGAAGAUUGUCUCAUGCCGCUCAACGCCGCCUGCUCACAACCACAGGAGAAGGACGAUCUGGAACACUACACCAAGGUGUGUGUGAUCUACUUCAUUCAUUAUUGUGUUUGUUUAUCAUUUGGAGUUAAUAACCCUCAGUAUAACUUGGUUUGGCUCUGCUUGGUUCGGCUUAUUAGUGUGAAAAGUCCCUUGUGUUUCCUGUCCUCCAGGUGUGUGAGCUGCUGCUGGGGGCGGGCGCCGACGCCACAACAGGGGACUAG